Messenger RNA from [Torrubiella] hemipterigena, 1322 nucleotides. The record is from the annotation of a GenBank genome assembly. Lineage: Eukaryota; Fungi; Ascomycota; Sordariomycetes; Hypocreales; Clavicipitaceae.
CCACUAACAAAAAAGUUGCCCUCGUCAUCAACAUCAUCGCCAUCACCAUCGAUCCCGUCACAAUGCAGAGAGGCUCCUACGGCCAGUCGCCGCCCUUGCACCACCCUGUGCCCCAGCAUGUCUCGACCGUGCCGCAGCUGCGAUCCCCGCCGCCGCCUCCUGGCUCUGCGCAAUCCCAUGGCUAUGGGAGCAACCCGUACCAGCAGCAACAGCAGCAGCAGGGCGGUACGUCGGGCAAUGUGUUCGGCAUGUACGGACAGUUUAUGAAUGAUCCUGCGGCUCAGGUGGCUGCGCAGUUUGGCCAGACUGCGUUCAAGCAGGGUCAGGAAUACAUGGAACAAAACAUUGGCCGCUACGUCAACGUGUCCGCCCUCAAGCACUACUUUAACGUCUCGAACUCGUACGUCGUCAACAAGCUCUUCUUGGUUCUCUUCCCCUGGCGCCACAAGCCGUGGUCUCGCAAGCAGACAUCGAAUAACGGCCAGGAGGGAUGGUAUAUGCCCCCUCGAGACGACAUUAACAGCCCCGACAUGUACAUUCCUGUCAUGGCCCUCGUCACAUUCAUCUUGCUCUCGACACUGAUAGCUGGUCUCCGCGGCGACUUCAAGCCCGAGUUGCUUGGAUAUAACACGACAAAGGGUCUGCUGGUAGUUAUUGUGGAGAUCUUUGCCCUCAAGCUUGGAUGUUACCUUCUCAGCAUCUCCAGCCAGUCUCAGCUCUUCGAUCUGAUUGCCUACUCGGGCUACAAGUUUGUUGGCAUCAUCACCACUAUUACCAUUGCCGAAAUCUUCAACGGCGGCGCUGGCACCGGCGGUUACGUCGGCUGGAUUGUCUUUCUCUAUACAUUUUUGGCCAACUCGCUGUUCCUGAUGCGAUCACUCAAAUACGUGCUCCUACCCGAGGCUACCGGCCAGCCCGGCAUGCAGACCGACUCGAGAGCAAAGAAGAGCCAGCGCACACAGUUCCUCUUCUUCUACUCCUACAUUGUCCAGUUCUUCUUCAUGUGGAUUCUGACCCGACCUUGAGAGGUGCGUUCCUGCACCACGCGCAAGAGGAAACACUUUGCAUGAAAGUUCAUGGGAAGAGUCAAGAAACAUCAAAAGACCAUGGCCAAGCAACACUGGGUAUAGAGGGGUUCAAAAUACAAAAAAUCUGUAAUACUUUUAUAUCAACGGCGAAGAGUAUAAAACCACUCGUACGUUGAGCAGCCGCUUCUCAUAGAGCACGGCUGGACGGUUGACGAAUAUUCAUCUGGAGUCAAGGAAGGAUCGAUCUUAUUGUAUCUAGCAUUUUGAUGACAGCUAAUCAAACUUAAUUACUUC